This is a messenger RNA of Hippoglossus stenolepis (Pacific halibut), 1154 nucleotides long. RefSeq names its product forkhead box protein D1. Gene Ontology annotation, molecular function: RNA polymerase II cis-regulatory region sequence-specific DNA binding; DNA-binding transcription factor activity, RNA polymerase II-specific. The transcript has a single exon. NCBI's taxonomy places the organism in Eukaryota, Metazoa, Chordata, Actinopteri, Pleuronectiformes, Pleuronectidae. The record is from RefSeq and is a predicted model, not a curated record. Bases 137 to 907 code for a protein of 256 amino acids. Gene Ontology annotation, biological process: regulation of transcription by RNA polymerase II; cell differentiation; anatomical structure morphogenesis.
GGAGGAAGUUUGCAGUGGGGGCUGAAAAGUGGAGGAUACAGUCUGAUGCGUAACUUUUAGUGAAUGAAAGGGGAGAAGGGGGUUUGCGCCUGCUUCGUCCAAGACAGGCGCUCAGCCACCGGACACUCUGGGGACCAUGACCUUGGACUGUAUGGAGCUGGAGACGGACUCCACUCCUCGGCUGCGGGAGGAUGGAGGCUUCUCUGUGCGUGUGCAGCGAGGUGCCGGCUGGGGAGGGUCCUCGGCGAAGCCCCCCUACUCGUACAUCGCUCUCAUCACCAUGGCCAUCCUGCAGAGCCCAGAGAAGAGGCUGACCCUCAGUGACAUAUGUGAUUUUAUCAGCCAGCGCUUCGCGUAUUAUCGGGAGAAGUUCCCCGCGUGGCAGAACUCCAUACGGCACAACUUGUCUCUGAACGACUGCUUCGUGAAGAUGCCCCGGGAGCCUGGGAAUCCCGGGAAGGGAAACUACUGGACCCUGGAUCCCAUGUCCGCAGAUAUGUUUGAGAAUGGGAGUUUUCUUCGGCGGAGGAAACGCUUCAAGAGGAGACACUUCCUUUUGGGAACGGUGAAGGAGUCCGAGGCGCAAGAGCGCAUCAGCCGCAUGUCCGUGUUUCCUCUGCUCGGAGCGCGCAGGAUGGUUUCUUGUCUCCAGGGUCUUGACCUGGACACAGGAGGGGGUUUAAGACCCCCCACUAGUCCCAGCCUCCCACCUGUGAGCCGGAUUAUACCUGAGCUCUCCUCGCUUCUCUCCAAGACUUUCCCCUCGUCUUUAACCUUUGAACAUCUCCACCCGGGACGCUGCGCCCUCGUCGCACCUCUGCCUCCAAACUUCAUGCCUCCUGUACCCAACUACCCUGUUACUCAGUUAUCCACUGUUCCUGUUGGCAUCUUUAAACAUUUCCUCUAACUUAAUUUGAUUUGAUGAUCUAAUGAUGAGGAUAGGAGUUUGAAUGUCUGAACUCACAGAGAAAUUAACAGAAUCUCCUUCCCCGCUAGAUAAACUCUUGGUACUUUAUAUAAAUAUAACUCUGGCUAUGGCCUAAACUUACAACUAGGCCAAUGUAUUUGUGUGUUUGCUUGACGCAAAUGAUGUUGAAUAAAUUAUAUUUUACGGCUCUUAUAAGGUUUGGAAUAAAAAUGCCAUGGUAUUUACA